Messenger RNA from Lytechinus variegatus (green sea urchin), 3560 nucleotides. RefSeq lists its product as uncharacterized. The coding region runs from base 316 to 1977 and encodes 553 amino acids. Gene Ontology annotation, biological process: transmembrane transport. Gene Ontology annotation, molecular function: transmembrane transporter activity. The record is from RefSeq and is a predicted model, not a curated record. Lineage: Eukaryota; Metazoa; Echinodermata; Echinoidea; Temnopleuroida; Toxopneustidae. The transcript is spliced from 13 exons.
GACUAUCAAGCACUGCUGUCAGUCACACUUCCGUAAUCUGCUUCUCGCCUUCUUGCUCAUUAUCGAGCCCAUAAACUCUAUGAUCGAGCCACAAUAUGUGCUGAAGGACACGAACAUAAAAGCUUACUCAAAAUCAAGACAGAGAAGAGAGUUUGGAGCCAGGCAGAAGUCAUGUUGAGCUGAACGUCUGGAUUGCGUCGGAUAUCGGAACACCUGCCUGCCGCUGCUGCCGCACCGCAGGCACCGUCAGCGCAUCCUCUCGACUGAGUCAGGAUCAGGCACACGCGAGAAAAUAAGAGAAAGUGAACUGGCAACAUGAAGUGGCAGCUCAAUAUUAGUUUGAAGAGGAAGAAGUUAAUAUCUCAGGUCUGCACAAGCAUAUUCUUCCUCUUUGCUGGUAUCGAAUAUGCUGUAAUUCUACCAACUCUCAAUGACUACCUGAAGAAUGAAUUUCAUACCAAGCAGUUCUUCUACGGCAUUGUCCUGUCGGCCUUCUCUCUCUCCGGUGUAUUGGUCGCACCCGUCUAUGGUGUCUGGUAUGACAGGACACACAAAACAAAAAUGAUGAUCAUCUUUGCCAACAUGUGGGAAAUCGCAGGCAACAUUUUGUAUUUCAUUGGAAUUAAUGAAUACUUUGUUCUUGGUGGGAGACUUCUAGCUGGUGUUGGUGCUGGGGUGGGGUCAGCCAUCUUUGCCCACAUCGCCCAGACAACGACAGAAGCGGAGAGGGCAGCAGCCAUUUCUAUUUUAAUGGCAGCACGGCAGCUUGGAUUGCUUUUCGGACCAGGAUUCAAUGUCGCUCUACAGAAAUGUGAUUUCUACAUUGGGUCAUUCCAUGUCAACAAGUACACCUCACCAGGGCUGCUCAUGGCCAUUCUGUGGGGACUGCAGCAGCUGCUCUUCCUGAUCGUAUACUUUGACAUCCCGACCCUGGAGCAACAGAAGAAGAUGGCCGAAGCAGAAGCAACACUCGUUUCCUCGGAGCAACAGGGGGAGCAGUUCAGGGAUUACGCUGCCCUCCCCAACGGCAGCGUCCAGAAUGCUAGCAUUAAUCAGACUGAGGAGGAGGAGGAGGUCAAAGAAAGACUGCUGAAUGGCAAUGGGACUCUAGCCAUCAAUCGAUAUGAGGAAGCAAUGGGCCAACACAAUGUAGUUGCAGAUGCCAUAGGUGGAGGGGGAUCUGGUGAGUACAUCUCGGCCCUCCCCCAAGAUGAAGCCUAUAUGCAACAUGGCGGGGGUGGUGUCAAGGAAGAAGAGGAAGAGAAAGAAAAGCCUCCCAGUUUCUGCUGGUCACUUAAUGAAUGCCUUACAGAGGAGAUUGUUGUUCUUCUAGCUGUACAGUUUGUAUUUUAUUUCAAUCAACCAGGAUUAGAGACUGCUGUGGUGCCUUUAAAUGAGUUAUAUCUCAACUUUAAUGAAAUUGAUAACAGUAUAUUUUACUGUGUGUGCGGAGUUGAGCUCCUAAUUUUCUUCUUGGUUGUGAAGAUAAUGAGCAAGAAGGUUUCCGACAGAAUGAUUCUUCUCAUCGGUCUUGUCAUUGAAACCUUGUCAUUAGGAUUGCUUGCAAUCUUUGUUCCGCGGUCGAUACCAGGUGAUGUAUCCAAGAACUUACCAACGUUUAUCAUAAGCUGUGGAAUACAAGUGUCUGGUUUAGCAUUCUUAGCUGUCUCCAUCAUCUCGCUGUUCUCUAAGGUUGUGCCACAAAAAAUACAGGGUUUUAGUCAAGGUAUCCGCAGAGCUACGGGAGGAUUGGCUACCAUCAUGGGACCGUUGUGGAGUGGAUCCACUGUCUUACAGCCUUUCCUCAUGCUUAUUGUAAUGGUAGUGCUCUUUGUUUUAUCAUUGGUUAUGGUUCUGGCAUCUUGGAAGCGUCUCAAGGCCAAGUCUGAACGCACGGGGGUGGUUUCACCAUCCAAUAUGCUCAACGUAGAGAGUGAAACCGAACCCUUGCUUCCCUCUGAUGACGUACAGGCAUGAGAAAAGAAUAUGAUCAAUUCUUAAUUCGAUUGACGCCAAAACACCUUUAAACGUGGAAACCGAGCCUUUGCUCCGAGUAUGUACCGCAGUUUUUCAUUUAAUCGGCACCUAAAUAUUCAUGCUAUCAACUCUUGACAGCAAUUGAUCUGCACUCGCUUUAUCCUCUCUCUACUGUAUAAGCUGUUAUUUUCGCGUACAUAAUUUUUCUCGAAACGCGGGGCUCCUGACAUUUCGCAGGUAGAUGAAUUCGCGAUUGGAAGAUGUACCAAACACUUCCACAGCAUUUCAGAGAAGCAAUGAUAAUGCAAAAAAUGUGCAAAAACAUGCUCCUCAAAAUCCAUGCUGGCAUGUCUUUUGUACUUGUCCCUGUAAAAAACAAAGUGUGAAAAAGGUGGCUUAUAUUUCAUUUUUCUUUGUGUACCUUUAGAUCUGAAAAUUCAUCAUGUCACAAUCUGAUCUGUAAAAGCAACUUUUGGAAAUUGUGUUUUGUUAGAAUUUUUUUUAAUGUUAAGUGCGAAAUGUUGAAAUCUAUGAACAGAAUUCUUACACCUCAAGAGCCUCAGGUCAUGUGACAUGAAUAUUAAUGAGUAUGCAAAUAGCUGCCAAUGUACCUGUGUCAAGCAUAUGGCAAUAAAAUCAAAUACUAAAUAAACUACAAGCACUUUAUGUUUUAACACUUUACAUUAUAAUUACUAUUACCUUGGUUAUUGUUUCCUGGCAUGCCCUUACUCUAUGAAUGCCCUUUUUCUUUUUUUCAUUGCGUCACUGCCUGGCAUACUAUAGAUUAUGGGUUUUGAGAAGUGCAGGUAUCACAAAUCAUCUAGAUAUGAUAUUCUAAUGAAAAAGCAAAGUAUGAUUAUUGGAAGAGUUAUUAGCAGUACUAACAUGAAAAAUGCACUGUUUCUUGUCAAUUGUUUUAAAAUUUAUGCAAUGUAGUAUAUAUAUAUUUGUAAAAUAACUUGCUUUGAUAGAAUGCUCUACAUGCAUAUAUAUGUUGGUCUAGAGCAUCAGAUGAUGUCAUAAGAGGGUCUUGAUUAUUUUAUUUUUCAUCCGUGUGGACGGAAUAAUUUGUACAAUAAUCUAUGAAAAGCAGUACUACAAGGAGAUAUUGAAAUCUAGAUUAGUGAGACACUACUGAGAUUUAUCCAAGUUAAGCAAGGUAUGAAUAAGUGAUGUGUUAUAAUUGGUACCGUUAUUUGUUUAAUUUGAAUUAUGUUUUACAUUACAGUGUACAUUUCCUUUUGUUGUUUUUAUUUGUGUGGGAAUUAAUGUGGCAAUGUUUGUAUGGUCUUAAAAUUGAUUUAUCUUACUAACAGGUCACAGAAGGGGAGAAAAUUAAUUAAUUUUAUAACGCAUGUAUAUAAAGCUUUUCAAAAGUCUUGUUCAGCAUAAAGUUGUGAAUUAGACACACAGUGAAACUAGGCUAUGCAAAAUGGACUUAAUUCACUGUUGCCGUAGUAUAGGCGUUUCAUGAACUGUAUUUUGGUAUAAAAUAAAAGUAAAAUCCAACAGAUUUAUCGACACAGAUUUCCCAUACGACACACAACAUUAUCUCCUCACUACCCUCGAGAACUUUAUCAUUG